This is a messenger RNA of Schizosaccharomyces octosporus yFS286, 810 nucleotides long. RefSeq lists its product as uncharacterized. The transcript is spliced from 6 exons. The coding region runs from base 1 to 810 and encodes 269 amino acids. The record is from RefSeq and is a predicted model, not a curated record. Lineage: Eukaryota; Fungi; Ascomycota; Schizosaccharomycetes; Schizosaccharomycetales; Schizosaccharomycetaceae.
AUGAAGAAUAAAUACAGCCCUGUUUCAGACUCUGACGAGUCUUUUAAAACGCUCAUUGAUGAGAAAUCAGAUAUACAUUCUUCAGAGGUUACGCCUCCUCCGUAUUCAGCUCCGAACAAAUUUAUUGAUUUAGAAAUGGCUGAUGGAUCUGCUCAGCAUUCUGCCCAAGAGUCCACUAACAUUACUGGGUCGAAUUCGACAUAUUCAAAGUGGGUUUCAGCGAAUAUCUCUUUUUUUUGCGUCUCUUGGGUUCCUGUGAGGGCGCAAGACUUUUGGGGACUUUUUGGCGGAUUUAUUGGGGCGAUAUCAUUAUUUCUCUAUUCAAUAUCUCUAAUUCCUAAAGAAUGGUUCAAGCAAACUGGUAGAGUGCUGUCCUACUUAUUCACGCAAAUUUGUAGUGUACUGUCCAACAUGUGUGUCGCAGUAAUAUGUACGGCUUCUCUGAAUGCCCCUUGCUAUUCCGUGUAUUAUUUUGUAAAGAAGGUAAUAGGAUUUGAAAAGAUGGACAAAGGGUUUUUCUAUUUUGUUUGCAUUGUUAACGUUGCCGUGUUUGUUUUAUUUUGGAGUACGGAUACGCGACAACUUCGAAUCUUCAUUGCUGAUUUAGGAAAUGGCAUGGGAAACAUGGUGAAUGCCAUAGGAAACGGCGCAGUUGUCAUAGGAAACGGUGCAGAUGUCAUAGGAAACGGUGCAGAUGUCAUAGGAAACGGCAUAAGAAAUGCUGCGAAUUAUUUUCAUCCAGAAAAUGAAGCACCUCGUAACGAGGAAAUUGAGCUUCAACCUCUUGCUGAGCAAAGCGCUGAAGUUUGA